This is a messenger RNA of Patella vulgata (common limpet), 1726 nucleotides long. Its product is annotated as GPI ethanolamine phosphate transferase 2. Gene Ontology annotation, molecular function: mannose-ethanolamine phosphotransferase activity. The transcript has 8 exons. Gene Ontology annotation, biological process: GPI anchor biosynthetic process. Lineage: Eukaryota; Metazoa; Mollusca; Gastropoda; Patellidae. The record is from RefSeq and is a predicted model, not a curated record. Bases 77 to 1726 code for a protein of 549 amino acids.
CCCCAUGAAACGUGUUUUUGAAAAAUAAUUAUUACACGAAUGUUACAAAUUUGGUUGUAAAUUUAGACAUGCCAUUAUGCUAGUUAAAGACAGAUUUUACUUUAUUUUGCUGAACUCAACCAUAUUUUUGAUUACAUUUUAUGCUUUGUUCUUAAAAUGCUUCUUUCCAAUGAAGCAGUCAAGAAUCGGGUUUUCUAACAAGAGUGAUCUCCCCUUAGUCUCCAAAAAUAUUAAUGGAACACCCAGUUAUAAAAGUUAUGACCAUUUGAUUCUUAUGGUUAUUGAUGCUAUGAGAUCAGAUUUUAUACUAGGAAAAGAGACACAUAUGAAAUUUACCCGACAUGCCAUUAGAAAUGGUCAUGGAUUGAAUUUUACGGCUAAAGUUAACCCACCAACAGUUACUUUACCGAGAAUCAAGGCUUUAACAACAGGAGGUAUUCCCGGUUUUGUUGAUGUUGUUUUAAACUUUGGUUGUGAAUCUUUACAAGAAGAUAAUAUAAUAACUCAGAUGAAGAGAUGUGGUAAAAACCUGGUAUUUUAUGGUGAUGAUACAUGGAUUAAACUAUUUCCACAACAUUUUAUACGAGAAGAAGGGACAACAUCAUUUUUUGUUACUGAUUAUACUGAGGUGGACAACAAUGUAACAAGGCAUCUACCAGAUGAAUUAAAUAAAACUGAUUGGACUAUGAUGAUUUUACAUUAUCUGGGAUUGGAUCAUAUUGGUCACAUGUCUGGUCCCUUCAGCCCAUUGAUCAAACCGAAACUAGAAGAAAUGGAUCAAAUAAUAGAAAUGAUUUAUAAACAGAUGGAAAUUUGGGAUCAAAGGGAAGAAACUAGUAUGAUGGUAAUAUGUGGUGAUCAUGGAAUGAGUGAUCAGGGAGGUCAUGGUGGAGCAUCACAAGGAGAAACCAGUGUACCUGUUAUAUUUUUAUCACCAUCAAUAAAACACUAUAAUAACGAUCAAAUGAAAUUAAAUAUUAAACAAAUAGAUUUGGCACCAACGUUAGCUACAUUGAUGAAUAUACCAAUUCCCUUGAAUAAUCUUGGAACAAUAAUAUUAGACUCACUUAUUGGUCUUACUACUACAGAGAAAGUUCAAGCCAUCUUCUCCAAUGCUUACCAAGUUUCCGCUUUACUACAAUUCAGCAUAGACAGCUUUGAAAAAAAUAAAGGUUACAUACUUUAUAAUCAGACUAGUAAAAGAUAUAUAGAAUGGUUAGAAGAUAAGGAUACAUUAAGUAAGAUAGCUAGAGAGAAUCAAGGACAAUCUAUUAUUAACAAUUUUAUUAGAUGUAUAGAACUAAUGACAGAUGAGAUACAAGAAAGCUCUACAGUAUAUGAUAUACAUGGAAUGAUAGUAUUUAUUAUCUUUAUAUGGUUGAUAUUGGUAUUAUUGUUGAUAUAUCAACCAGUUAUUUUAAAGACCAGUGAUAUAUGUAGUAAAAUCUACACUAUACUGAUAUCAAGUUGUGGUGUAAUAAUAUUCAUACAUUUAACAGUUUGUACUAGUCAGUAUAAGAGUAUGUUGCUAUGUAACAAUGACAGUGUAUCAUCUAUAACAAUACAAGUGCUCGGAUUGGGUAGUUUUAUGUUGCUUGUCUAUCAAAUAGUCUCAUUGUGGACGGGAACAUUAAAUAAUCCACAAAACCAUACCAGAGAAUAUGGAAGUACUAUCAGUAUUAACUGUAGUGAGUUUAAUGGUGUUACUGGUAUUACAAUAUACUGA